This is a messenger RNA of Coccinella septempunctata (seven-spotted ladybird), 1630 nucleotides long. RefSeq names its product BRCA1-associated RING domain protein 1-like. Gene Ontology annotation, molecular function: protein binding. The record is from RefSeq and is a predicted model, not a curated record. The transcript is spliced from 2 exons. Lineage: Eukaryota; Metazoa; Arthropoda; Insecta; Coleoptera; Coccinellidae. The coding region runs from base 272 to 1579 and encodes 435 amino acids.
UCUUGUAAAGUUCGAGUGCUUGGUACCAGAGACAACCUCUGUUGUCUCUGCUUGUUAGUUAGGUAACCCUUUGACAAAGAUGAGGUCUUUGAGUGCUCUUUGCUUUGAGUAGUUAGUCUUGUUCUUGUUUUGUUAGUAGUCACGGAAAGCUGUAGAUCGAAAUAAUACAUAUCUCGUGCGCGCCAAAAUUAACGAAAUAUUCAAAGAUUUGAUCAUAACGAAUCUUCACAAAAAUGUUUGAUUCGCCUAGGUUAACGAAGAGAAAUUUCAAAUGGAUUUAGACAUAGACAAACUAGAUUUAGAUGCUAAAUAUCAAUUAUUAUUAUCAAAGUGUGAAGAUGAGCUCAUUUGCUUUGUUUGCGAAGAAUGGUGUAAGUCACCAGUUAGAAUAAACAAAUGUGGACACUAUUUUUGCUCUGAUUGUAUUCCAAAACAAGAAAGAUGUUGCCCAAAAUGCCAAGAAGUGUUCCUUCAAGAUGACAUUGAUAAGGAUAACUGUUUUACAGAUCCAAAAUCUUUCAAGAGAAAUGCCAAAGGAGAGAGUAAGCUACAUCUUGCAUGCAAACGUAAACGUUUUGAGGAAGUUAAAGAACUCAUUGAAGAAAAAGUGGAUAUCAAUUCGAGAGAUUAUGCAUGUUGGACUCCUCUACAUGAAGCAGUUCAAGUUGGAUCACUAGAAAUUAUCGAGGAAUUAUUAACUAACGGAGCUCUAAUCAACUCACCAGGUGAAUUUUAUGUUACACCUUUGCAUAAAGCUGUAAUUAUGGAAAAUGCAAAGGUUAUUGAGCUGCUACUUCAAUAUGGUGCAGAGAAAGAAUCCAUAGACUUCCAUGGGAGAACUCCUGUUGAUUGUACAAAAAGAAAAGACUUAUUAGAUAUCAUAGCCAACAUGGAAACAAAAAAGCAGCUACGAAAACCUCAAGUAUUCUUAAAAAACAGAAUAAUCGCCUAUUGUCAUUCUAUAGAUGAAGAAUACAGAGAUAAAUUUCUUGCUUUGAAAAAUUGUAAAAUUAUCUCAGAUUUUGAUGUGAAGAAGUCAGAAAUCACUCAUUUAAUAGUGAAAAAAUCACAUAAAGUUUCAUUCAAAAUUCUUCUCUGUUUAAUUAGUGGUGUAAUCAUUGUCCAACAAGAUUGGGUGGAAGAUAUAUUAAAUGGCAGUACAAAGUUUCUGACACAUCCAGUUCUAGAAACUUUUCCAGAAUUGAGUGAUGGAAUUAGAAUGGGAAUAAUCAAUGAACUUCUUAACAAACCCAAACUUUUUGAUGGAAUUAACUUUUAUUUGGAAGGCCCUGAUUCAGUGGUUGACAUAUAUAACUUACACAUAACUAAGGACUUUUUGAGAGUACUAAUAUCUGCUGGUGGAGGUAUAAAUUUGAAACGUGCACCAGCGCCAAGAACAAUUCAAGAAAUUAAAUGCUUUCCAUAUCAUGCAACUCAAGCAAGUACGGUUUUUGGGUGUAAUUAUAUAAUAAUUUUCAAUGAUAAUCAUCCUCCAACGCUUCAGUAUAAAAUGAGAGAACUUCAGCAUAAAUCAUGCAAGUGGUUGAUAGAUUGUGUUAUAAAUUUUAAAUUGAGUUGAACAAUGUAUAUAUGAGACAUUUUUAGUUUUAUUAUAAAUAUAAAAGUUUAU